GUUAUCUUACUAUUAAUUUAAAAUCUUCAAAUUGAAUUAUGACAUAUCAGUUAAUACCCAGUUGGGUAAAUUGUAUUUGAAACAAUAAGUGAGCUUAAUUGAAUACAAGAACCUAUGUAUGUAAAGAGACAAUGUCAAAAUCUAGAUUGAUUCCUGUGAGUUUCACCAACUGUGAACAAGUGGACCUUUAUUUUUUGGCAAUGGCCACACCAACUGUUCUUUAUUAGACACCACACUCUAUAAAAGCAACUAGCUACACACUUCACUUAAUCAAAUAGUCAUCACCCUCAGCAGUCAAUUAGGAAUUAAAAUGACUGGCUUUCUCCAGGGAAGAUGCGGUGCCAAAUCUUUGCCUGUUGCCACAGCUCUUAUUCUCAUCUUCUUACUUCAAUUUAGAACCACUAAGGCUACUACUUUCACUGUUGGUGAUACUUCAGGGUGGACUUUCACCUUUAACCAGAAUUGGACUAACGGGAAAAAGUUCAAGGCCGGCGAUAUACUUGUGUUCAACUAUGAUCCAUCACUCCACAAUGUGGCGGUUGUUGAUGUGAAUGACUACAGCAGCUGCUCUUCUUCUCCAAGCUCAAAGACUUACUCAACUGGGAAAGAUAAAAUUAAACUAUCCAAGGGACGUAACUACUUCAUUUGCAGUAUCCCUGGCCAUUGCGACGGUGGCUUGAAGGUUGCUGUUGAUGCUUCUUAAGUAACAAAAAUCUUGUAGCUUAUACAUUUCUGCUUCAAACCCUGAUCCAUUGUUAUGUAAGGCGAUUUAAUCAGCUACUUAUUCUGGUAUUGAGCUCGGGUUGCCAUUGAAUAAUAAAAAAAGUAUUCACCAUAGUA
Messenger RNA from Mangifera indica (mango), 840 nucleotides. RefSeq names its product basic blue protein-like. The transcript is spliced from 2 exons. Gene Ontology annotation, molecular function: electron transfer activity. Bases 311 to 703 code for a protein of 130 amino acids. The record is from RefSeq and is a predicted model, not a curated record. Gene Ontology annotation, cellular component: plasma membrane. Lineage: Eukaryota; Viridiplantae; Streptophyta; Magnoliopsida; Sapindales; Anacardiaceae.